ACUUCGGAAAAUCAAUCAGUUGUUUAGUUAACAUUUACAUAUGACAUGUUGCAUUAAUACACAGCUUUGUGCUUUUUCUUAAUGCUAAAAUAGAUAAGUGGUUUGAGAAUGAACUUUGAAGUUAAUUGAAACUAGUGAACCAACAGGAAGCAUCUAAGGUGCUUUAGCCAGUUAUUGAGAAAGAAGCGCUCUUGUAUGUUUCAGGUGUGAUUGGUGUUGAGGCAGAUGAAAUCGAGUCGUUGUCAGUGAUGGAGGGCGAUUCUGUCACCUUACCGACUGGUGUGUCUCAAAUACAAGAGGAUGAUCUGAUAAUGUGGAUGAGCGGAAACUACUGUAUCGCUAAACUCAACAUAUCAUCCCAAGUCAUCUCUGAAACUCACAACAUAUUCAGAGACCGACUGAAGCUGGAUCAUCAGACUGGAUCUCUGACCAUCGCAAACAUCAGAAGCACAGACUCCGGACUUUAUAAAGCACAGAUGAUUGGACAACAAGUGUCAAAGAAAACUUUCAAUGUCACUGUCAUCGCUCGUCUGCCCGUUCCUGUUAUCACCAGUUACUGUCCUCAAAAUCCUUCUCCGUCAGGAUCAUCGGUGUCCAGAUGUGUACUGCUGUGUUCAGUGGUGAAUGUGGGUCAUGUGACUCUCUCCUGGUACAAAGGAAACAGUUUAUUGUCCAGCAUCAGUGUGUCUGAUCUCAGCAUCAGUCUCUCUCUACCUCUGGAGGUGGAAUAUCAGGAGAAAAACAGCUACAGCUGUGUGAUCAACAAUCCCUUCAGAAACCAGACUCAACAUCUGGACAUCACUCAACUCUGUCAACCAUGUUCAGAAUGUGUCUGCUGUUGUAAGUCAACUGAAGCUGUGAUCCGAUUGGCUGUCUCUGCUCUGGUGGGCGUGGCUACUGUUGUUGUUCUGGUUUAUGACAUCAGAUCUAGAAGAGCUGAGCAGAAAGAACAAGCUAUGAAAUCAUUAUCGGACAAUAACUGA
Molecule: messenger RNA, 983 nt
Organism: Carassius carassius (crucian carp)
Lineage: Eukaryota; Metazoa; Chordata; Actinopteri; Cypriniformes; Cyprinidae
Exons: 3
Coding region: 249-983 (244 amino acids)
Source: RefSeq, a predicted model, not a curated record